UCUACGCAUGCGUCGAUUUUCCAGCCUCGACUAAAUUAUAUCGUGCGCCGUGCGCUUCAACGCAAUAAUUAUUAAUACUAAACCUUAUACCUGUUCAAAAUUAAGUAACUUAAUACGCUCUAAUCUUAAGUACUACAUUGAAUAGUAUUAUAGUUUCAAUAAGUAAAUUGAUUUCGUAAUUACUUUAAGUACAGACGGGCUGAAAAGAAAAAGUAAUAUAGUUUAAGUUUAAUAAUAUGAGUGUUUUACAUUUAAUUUUAGUUCUUUUUUCUUUUCGAAACGCAUCUAUUAAUUUUAUCUUUUCCUUUUUACAGCCUCAUCAUGUCAUCAAGAAUUCAGCAGCGAUGGCACAAAACACGGCACUUUGACUUCACCGCAUUACCCGUCACCCUACCCUCCGAACACUCAUUGCCACUACGAAUUUUUCGGAAGGGGCAAGGAGCGGGUUAGAUUAAUAUUUCAAGACUUCUACUUAUACAAAUCUGCUGAUGGAUCUAUUGAUUGUACAAGUGUGGAUUCGUUGCAAGCAUUCGUCAAUGUAGACGGGCGGCUAGAAAAAGUGGAGACGUUCUGUGGAAUUGACCUCCCGAAGCCUAUUAUGUCGAAUGGACCGAAACUAAUGCUGGAAUUCCGUGGAACGCAGUCAUCACGAUACUCAAGAGGAUUCAAAAUAUCAUAUUCAUUUGUAGAAAAUUUCGGAAUAAACACAGGGAGGCAGUUGAAGGAGUUUCCAUGUGCGUUCGUAUAUAAUAGUAGCGAGGCGCACAAUGGUACAUUUGCGUCCCCAAACUCGCCGGGACCAUAUCCAAGGGAUACCGAAUGUACAUACUUCUUUCACGGCGGCGAGACUGAGAAAGUGCAUCUGCAUUUCACGAAUUUUGACGUUGAAGGAGUUUUACCAUGCCAAGCAGUAUCGGCGAGUGAUUAUGUCGAAUUUUCAAACUAUAUGACUGAAGACAAUAGAUUCGGUAGAUAUUGUGGACAAAUGAAAGAGUUCCACGUAGAGUCUGAGAGGAAUUUCUUCAAAGUAACUUUUAGGUCGAACGACCGAUUAGAUGGUACAGGUUUUAAGGCAAUCUAUCAGUUUUUAGAAGCUACUGAUGAAUACCGAGCUCCACCUGUACAGGAUAAGGCUUCACAUUCUUUAUGUAUAUUUGACCAUUUUCUAAUGCUGAUCAUCCUCGCGAUACCACAGCUGCAUCAUCAACUAUAUCAUUAAAUAAAGUGAUAUUAGAUUAAAUAUUAUUAAAUAAAAAUUAGUCUAUAAUCCUGUAUAUUUUGUAUAAUAGUAUGUGCCAUACACCUGUAAUUACGUAGAUAUGCAAUAUUUUCUAUAAAAUCGCGUUUUAUGUUUUCUUCUAUUGUCUACCAACUUAAAGCAAUACCAUAUGAAACACAAUAAAGAUUUAUUC
Messenger RNA from Spodoptera exigua (beet armyworm), 1412 nucleotides. The record is from the annotation of a GenBank genome assembly. NCBI's taxonomy places the organism in Eukaryota, Metazoa, Arthropoda, Insecta, Lepidoptera, Noctuidae.